This is a messenger RNA of Striga hermonthica, 1098 nucleotides long. The record is from the annotation of a GenBank genome assembly. NCBI's taxonomy places the organism in Eukaryota, Viridiplantae, Streptophyta, Magnoliopsida, Lamiales, Orobanchaceae.
AUGGAAGGCUUGGAAGCCCAAACCAGAGGCGCCGCCGCCGGCGCAUUGAACAGAUUAUUCCUGAUCAUAAGCGCCGCCACGCUCGCCCUCGGCAACUGCGGUGGACCGCUGAUCAUGCGCCUCUACUUCCGCCACGGCGGUAAGCGAGUCUGGUUCUCCAGCUGGCUCGAGACAGCAGGCUGGCCGGUGCUCCUCGUCCCCCUCGCCGUCUCCUACGCGCGCCGCCGUGGCACCGCCGGGAGCGGUAUCUUCCUCAUGAGGCCGCGCGUGUUCGCGGCCGCCGCGGGGAUCGGCGUCCUCACCGGCCUCGACGACUACCUGUACGCCGCCGGCGUCUCCCGGCUGCCCAUCUCCACCGCGGCCCUCGUCGCGGCGUCCCACCUGGCGUUCACGGCGACGUCGGCCUUCCUCAUGGUGGGGCAGCGGUUCACGGCGUACUCGGUGAACGCCGUCGUCCUGCUGUCGGUGGGGGCGGCGGUUCUGGGGCUCCACACGGGCGGCGACCGGCUGGCUGGGGAGUCGGGGAAGAGGUAUAUCCUGGGGUUCUUCAUGGCGCUAGCGGCGGCGGCGAUGUACGGGCUCAUUCUGCCGCUGAUCGAACUGACCUACAAGAAGGCCAGGCAGGCGGUGACUUUCACGCUCGCGCUCGAGAUUCAGGUGGUCAUGUGCUUUUCCGCCACAGCUUUUUGCACGGUGGGGAUGAUAGUCAACGGAGACUUCCAGGCAAUUCCAAGAGAAGCCAAAGCAUUUGAGCUUGGAGAGACAAUUUACUAUGUAGUGGUGGUUGUGAGUGCUAUAAUUUGGCAGUGUUUUUUCCUGGGAAUAAUUGGUGUGAUAUUCUACUCUUCAUCCCUCUUAUCGGGCGUCAUCAUCACCGUACUACUUCCGGUAACCGAAAUAUUAGCCGUAGUUUUCUACCGCGAAAAGUUCCAAGCUGAGAAGGGCCUUUCUCUUUUCCUCUCCCUUUGGGGAUUUGUUUCCUAUUUUUAUGGCGAGGUAAGAGACAGCAGCAACCAGAAAACUGUAACUAAGCAGAAUAAGAGCGAAGAAGAAGAAAUUACUGACCAGCUGCCUGUUCAAAAUGGUGUUGCUCCUUAA